UUUACAAUUUCCUAAGGUGCAACUGAUUGAAACACAAAGCGAGGGAUGAUAUGCCGAGCCACACCUCCUUUUACAGUCCCGGAGCGGAGGGAGAGAAGGAGGGUGAAUGAGAGAGGGAGGCCAAGGGGCGAAGUGCGGCGUUUCAACGAGCUUCCCAGCGGGCACCGACGAGGCUGAUCGCCGCUUCUUAAAACUAUCCAAACUCGUUUUUAUACAUGCACUUCGGCCGUUUUCCUUCCCCAUAUGCUGUUUUGAGUUCUCUGAUCUCUGGCUGCGGGUUUUCCCAGCGAUUCGCCCUUUUUCCUUUGAGUCGAUCCAGUGUGAAGCGCAGGUGAACAUGGCGAGGGGAGCUCCUCACGACCACCCCGCACUCGUCUUUCUCCUGUCCUCCAUCCUGUGUCCCUGGGGAUCGGCCCAGGAGCUGCCCGGCAGCGGCGUGAACGGCUUCAGCUUGCACCCCCCGUACUUCAACCUGGCCGAGGGGACGAAGAUUACGGCCACGGCGACCUGUGGGGAGGACGAGAGCAGGAGGUGGACGGAGGACCUGUACUGCAAGUUGGUCGGGGGGCCGGUGUCCGGAGACCCCAGCCAGACCAUCCAGGGUCAGUACUGUGACAUCUGCACAGCGGGCGAUGUGGACAAGGCUCACCCCAUCGCCAACGCCAUCGAUGGCACGGAGCGCUGGUGGCAGAGCCCGCCGCUGUCCCGCAGCCUGGAGUACAACGGCGUCAACGUCACGCUGGACCUCGGACAGCUAUUCCACGUCGCCUACGUUCUCGUGAAGUUUGCCAACUCCCCCCGGCCAGACCUCUUGCUGGAGCGCUCCGUCGACUUCGAGACCUACCAGCCCUGGCAGUACUUCGCCUCUUCGAAACGGGACUGCAUUGAGCGCUUCGGGCAGAGAACAAUCCAGCGUAUCAACAAGGACAACGAUGUCAUCUGCACGACUGAAUACUCGCGCAUCGUCCCCCUGGAAAACGGGGAGAUCGUAGUCUCCCUGGUGAAUGGGCGUCCGGGGGCUAUGAACUUCUCCUACUCGCCCGUGCUGAGGGACUUCACCAAGGCCACCAACAUCCGCCUGCGCUUCCUGCGUACCAAUACCCUGCUGGGACACCUCAUGGGCAAGGCGCUGCGUGACCCGACCGUCACGCGCAGGUAUUACUACAGCAUCAAGGACAUCAGCAUUGGUGGCCGGUGCGUGUGCAAUGGUCACGCAGAUGCCUGCGACGCCAAGGACCCCCAACGACCCCUACAGGCUGCAGUGUGACUGCCAGCACAACACGUGUGGCCCGUCAUGUGACAAGUGCUGCCCCGGAUUCAACCAGAUGCAUGGCGACCGGCAACCACCGACAGCGCCAAUGAAUGCGAACGUGAGUCCUUUCUGGAAGU
This is a messenger RNA of Brienomyrus brachyistius, 1389 nucleotides long. Its product is annotated as laminin subunit alpha-5-like. NCBI's taxonomy places the organism in Eukaryota, Metazoa, Chordata, Actinopteri, Osteoglossiformes, Mormyridae. Gene Ontology annotation, cellular component: basement membrane. The record is from RefSeq and is a predicted model, not a curated record. Gene Ontology annotation, biological process: axon guidance.